This is a messenger RNA of Momordica charantia (bitter melon), 1734 nucleotides long. The record is from RefSeq and is a predicted model, not a curated record. NCBI's taxonomy places the organism in Eukaryota, Viridiplantae, Streptophyta, Magnoliopsida, Cucurbitales, Cucurbitaceae.
AUGGGCAAGAUGUGUGCAGCAGAAGGUUGGCGAUUCGCGAAACAAGUUGCCGAUGGGCGAUGGUUUUCGGUGUUCGCUUCGUUCGUGAUCAUGAUCGGCGCCGGCUCACCCUACCUAUUCGGAACAUACUCCAAAGUCAUAAAGACCCAAUUCGAUUACAGCCAAACCCAAGUUAACACCUUGGGAUUCUCCAAAGAUCUCGGCUCCAACCUCGGAGUCUUCGCCGGACUUCUCGCCGAGGUGGCUCCGCCGUGGGUUCUGUUCGUCGUCGGCUCCUCCCUCAACUUCUUCAGCUUCAUCAUGAUUUGGCUCUCCGUCACUCACCGGAUCGCCAAGCCCGAGUUCUGGCAGAUGUUCCUCUACGUCGGCUUGGCUGCCAACGCACAAAACUUCGCCAACACUGCGGUUAUGGUCAUCAGCGUUAAAAACUUCCCGGACCGACGAGGGAUUAUUAUUGGCCUUCUCAAGGGCUUCGUCGGCCUCGGAGGGGCCGUCUUGACUCAGAUCUAUCUAGCCAUUUAUGGCCACGAAGAUCCAUCUGAUGUGCUUCUUCUGCUCUCAUGGUUUCCGUCCGUUAUAUCCAUUGUUCUUUUGUUUUCAAUUAGAACAAUCAGAGCUCGCWAACAUCCGGAGGAGCUUAAAGUGUUUUACCACCUGCUGUACGCAUCCAUAAUUCUAGCCAUCUCUAUCCUUAUUAUUACCUUGACCCAAAAACACAUUGUUUUCUCCCAUGCUGCCUAUUUGGGAAGCGUCGCCGUGGUUGUGGCCUUACUGUGUCUGCCCCUUCUGAUYGCCAUUAAAGAAGAAUUCUUGCUUUUCAAGCUCAACAACCAAGCCGUGGAUCCAUCUGUCACCCUUUCCAUUCCAGAGGAGAAGCAAUCUCUACCGUACUCCAAUAUCUUACUAUCCACAGUACUUGAAAAAGAUUCCCCUUCUAAGCCAGAAAGAGGGGAAGAUUUCACCAUCUUGCAAGCUCUCCUCAGCAAAGACAUGGCUCUUGUUUUCUUGGCAACUGUUUCUGCAUGUGGGUCCUCCAUUGUCGCCAUCGACAAUCUUGGACAAAUCGCAGAAUCACUUGCCUAUCCUGCUCAAUCCAUAAGCGUCUUCGUUUCUUGGAUUUCCAUAUUCAAUUUCUUCGGUCGGGUCUUCUCUGGCUUCAUCUCCGAAACGCUAAUGACCAAAUACAAAUUACCUCGUCCUCUCAUGUUCGCCCUUGCCCAUCUCCUCACCUGCAUUGGCAUACUCUUCAUCGCCUUUCCAUAUCAUGGUUCGGUCUACGUGGCUUCAUUGAUCAUUGGGUCUGGAUUUGGAGCCCAAGUUCCUUUGUUAUUCGCUAUUAUCUCUGAUCUAUUUGGCCUCAAGCACUACUCAACGCUGCUCAAUUGUGGGCAACUGGCGGUGCCGCUUGGAUCUUAUAUACUAAAUGUACUUCUAGUAGGUAGGAUGUAUGAUAUGGAAGCCAAUCGAGCUGGUAAUACAAAGCACGGCAAGGGCCUAACUUGCAAUGGACCUCAUUGCUUUGGCGGCUCGUUCACAAUUUUGGCAGCAAUAACAUUGUUUGGAGCAAUGAGUUCACUUGCACUGGCUUGUAGGACUCGAAACUUUUACAAAGGCGACAUAUAUAAGAGAUAUAGAGAUGACAUGUGGAUUACCGAAUCCGACAUGGAAUUAUAUUCUUCAACCAACAAGAAGAAAAUUGAACAUAAGGAAACUACUUAUGAUGGAAGCAGUUGA